AUGACUAGUCUUAUUCUACUAAAUAAUAAUAAAUCAUUGGGUGGUUGGUAUUGGGUUUUUGAAAAUAUCGACGGAUGGAUUGAUGGAUGGAUGCAAGGAUAUAAUCCUACUACUACUACUACUACUACUACUCUCCUUCUCUUUCUCUAUUACCAAACCACUCUAUGCUGGCUGUCUGCUUUUAGAUUAGUUAAGGUUGUUGUACCGUCGUUUAAACUAUGUUCUGCAUUUAUAAUGACCAUUCGCUCAUCAUUAUCAUCAUGGACUAAAGAAAAGUGUAAAAAACGAGAUCUAAGAUUUCAAAUAGGGUCCACAACAACUUGUUUGAAAAACUAA
This is a messenger RNA of Cavenderia fasciculata, 336 nucleotides long. RefSeq lists its product as uncharacterized. Lineage: Eukaryota; Evosea; Eumycetozoa; Acytosteliales; Cavenderiaceae. The coding region runs from base 1 to 336 and encodes 111 amino acids. The record is from RefSeq and is a predicted model, not a curated record. The transcript is spliced from 5 exons.